Molecule: messenger RNA, 3650 nt
Organism: Peromyscus leucopus (white-footed mouse)
Lineage: Eukaryota; Metazoa; Chordata; Mammalia; Rodentia; Cricetidae
Product: NACHT, LRR and PYD domains-containing protein 1a-like
Exons: 15
Coding region: 132-3635 (1167 amino acids)
Biological process (GO): innate immune response; inflammatory response; regulation of apoptotic process
Cellular component (GO): canonical inflammasome complex
Source: RefSeq, a predicted model, not a curated record
CAUCAGUUCUGAUCAAACACCCAUUUCCAGAGCAGAAACGGGUGGGAGACAAGAAUCCAUUGGAUUCCUGCUUGCAGCAACAAAAAACGGAAAUCCUGCACAGCCAGGCACUAUCUGGGGACUCUGCCACCAUGGGAAAAGCACAGUCCAAGGAGGCAAGUGACAAAAAGGAGGCUCAGCAUGAGGGUCAACAUGUCUUGGAACCCACCCACCACACAAGGAGGCAGAUGGACCUGGAGCUGAAAGGGAACAAAGCCCAGGCAGAGAAGGACUUCAAGCUAAGGACAUUCCCUUCCUUCCAGACUAAGCAAGUAAGAGAAAAUGUUUAUCCCACUGAGUCCUGGAAAAAAAAUGAUUUGCUCCAAAAUUUCACACAGCUACUACUUCUAAAAAAAACUUGCCCAAGAAGCCAGGAGACCUUGGUCUGGAAAAGCUGGUGUAAAUGUAAAGGAGAGGAGAGGGGACAUCUGAUUGAGAUACAAGACUUAUUUAACCCAUACCUGGAUACCCAGGAAAAGCCUCAACUAGUCAUCCUAGAGGGGGCUGCUGGGAUUGGGAAGUCAACGCUGGCCAGGCAGGUGAGGAGAGCCUGGGAGGAAGGCCAGCUCUACAGGGAUCGCUUCCAGCAUGUCUUCUACUUCAGCUGCAGAGAGCUGGCCCAGUGCAAGCAGCUGAGUCUGGCUGAGCUCAUAGCAAAAGACCAGACUGUGCCUGUAGCUCCCAUCAGGCAGAUCCUGUCUCACCCUGAGAAACUGCUCUUCAUCCUGGAUGGCGUAGAUGAGCCAGCAUGGGUAUUGGAGGAACAGAAUCCUGAACUCUGUCUACACUGGAGCCAGCUACAGCCUGUGCACACACUGCUGGGCAGUUUGCUGGGGAAAUCUUUACUUCCUGAGGCUUCCUUGCUGCUCACAGCUCGAAUCACAAAUCUACAGAAGGUCAUUCCCUCUUUGAGGGAACCUUGUUGGGUAGAAGUACUGGGUUUCUCCAAGUCUGGACGGAAGAAAUAUAUCUACAAAUAUUUCACAAAGAAAAGAGAAGCGAUUGCAGCUUUUAACUUGGUUAACUCAAAUCCAAUGCUGUCAACACUGUGUGUGGUACCCUGGGUGUCCUGGCUGGUCUGCACUUGCCUGAAGCAGCAGAUGGAGCAGUGGGGAGAACUCUCAUUGACCUCAAAGACCACCACAGCCCUCUGCCUGAAAUACCUUUCCCAGAUUUUCCCAGAUCCUGCCCUGGGGACCCAGCUCAAAGCACUUUGCUCACUGGCUGCCAAGGGGAUUUGUAGAAGAAAGACCCUUUUCAGUGAAAUAGAUCUCUGGGAGCAUGGGUUGACUGAGAAUGUCAUUGCCACUUUCCUGAAGAUGGGUGUUCUUCAAAAGCAGCCCAGCCCUCUGAGCUACAGCUUCUCCCAGGUGUGUCUCCAGGAGUUCUUUGCAGCAAUGUCCUACAUCUUGAGGAAUAGGGAAAGACGUGGUGAUACAGAAAUCUUUAGAAUUGCAGAUGCAAUGAAGAAAGUUUAUGGAAGACAUAACCUUUUUGAGGCACCCACUGUGCGCUUCCUAUUUGGUCUUUUGAGUAAAGAGGGAAUAAGAGAAAUGGAGAAGAUCUUUGCCUGCAGGUUUCUAGAGGAAACCCUAUACUAUCAACCAUAUUCUCUGGAUUUACUCCAUUGUCUGUAUGAGAUUCAAGAUAAGGAGCUCCUCUCAGAGGUGAUGCACAAUUAUCAAGUAAGAAGUGUGCAGGCCUCAAUGGAUAUGGUACACCCAGUGUUCCAGACAAACAUGAAAUACCUGGUGGUCCAGACAGAUGUAGAACUCAUGGUGGUCACGUUCUGUAUCAAGUUCUGCCACCAUGUGAAGAGGCUUCAGCUGAAUGGGGAUGGACAGCAAGAACAAACCCUGACAGCCCCCAGGAUGGUACUGUCCAGGUGGACCCCAAUCACUAAUGCCAGUUGGCGGAUUCUCUUUUCCACACUUGAGUUCACAGGAAGCCUGGAGGAGCUGGACCUAAGUGGAAAUCCACUGAGCUGCUAUGCACUGCGCAGUCUUUGUAGGACCAUGAGAUGCCCUGGAUGUCACCUUAGGACAUUGUGGCUUGUCAACUGUGGCCUCACAUCCAGCCACUGCAUGUACCUGGCCUCAGUGCUCAGUGCCAGCUCCAGCCUGGCUGAGCUAGACCUGCAGCUGAAUGACCUGGGCGACCGUGGUGUGAGGCUUCUAUAUGAGGGGCUUAGAAAUCCUGCCUGCAAACUCAGAAUCCUGCGGCUGGACCAGGCCCCUCUCAGUGACCAGGUGAUGAUGGAGCUCAGGGCCCUGGAGACAGAGAAUCCACAGCUGCUCAUCUCCAGCACAAGGAAGCCACAUGUGAUGGUCCCUAAUAAGAACCCAGAUGGAGAAGAAAUGGAUGAUAGCCUGACCUCAUUCAAGCAUCAGAGACUACAGUCAGGAUAUAAGCACAUGGAAUCACUGGGGACUGAAGAUGACUUCUGGGGCCCUAAAGGGCCUGUGGCUACAGAGGUGGUUGACAGAGAGAAGAACCUGUACCGAGUUCAGUUCCCUGUGCCUGGUUCCUACCACUGUCCCAACUCAGGACUCCGCUUUGUGGUGACAAGGGCCGUGACCAUCGAGAUUGGAUUCUGUGCCUGGAGCCAACACCUGGACAAGACUCCCUUGCAGCACAGUCACAUGGUGGCUGGGCCUCUGUUUGACAUCAAGGCUGAGCAGGGAGCUGUGGCUGCUGUGCACCUCCCUCAUUUUGUGGAUCUCCAAGACAGACAGGUGGACAUCUCCUGGUUCAGUGUGGCCCAUUUUCAAGAACAUGGAAUGGUCCUAGAAACGCCAGCCAGAGUGGAGCAGUGCUACACAAUCUUGGAAAACCCAAGUUUCUCCCCAAUGGGAGUUCUACUGAGAAUGAUUCCUGCUGUCGGGCUCUUCAUCCCCAUCACUUCCAUCACAUUGAUCUACUAUCGACUCAAUCUUGAGGAAGUCACCCUUCAUCUCUACCUGGUCCCCAAUGACUGCACCAUUCGGAAGGCCAUUGAUGAUGAAGAAAUAAAGUGUCAGUUUGUUCGAAUAAACAAGCCACCACCACUAGACUCUCUUUAUAUUGGAUCCCGCUACACGGUGUCUGCUUCCAAGAAGCUGGAAAUCAUCCCAAAGGAAUUAGAGCUGUGCUACAGGAGUCCUGGGGAAUCCCAGCUCUUCUCUGAAAUCUAUGUUGGCCAUAUGGGUUCAGGGAUUAAGCUGCAAAUCAGAGACAAGAAGCAUAGGAAUCUCAUAUGGGAAGCCUUGCUGAAACCAGGGGACCUCAGACCUGCACCACCCAUGAUCCCUGCAGCCCACAAAGAUGCCCCUGCCUUGCCACACUUCCUGGACCAGCAUCGGGAGCAGCUGGUGGCCAGAGUGACAUUAGUAGACCCUGUCUUGGACAAGCUACAUGGUCUGGUGCUGAAUGAAGAAGAGUAUGAAUUGGUGCGGGCUGAAGCCACCAACCAAGACAAGAUGAGGAAGCUCUUCAGCCUCAGCAGGUCCUGGAGCUGGGCCAGCAAAGACCAAGUCUACCAAGCUCUGAAGAAGACCCAUCCUCACCUGAUCAUGGACCUCCUUGAGAAGUCAGGAGGUGUCUCUGUAAGAUCUUGACAUCUUAGUGGAUGA